UUUCAGACACUACUUGCUCGCAAGGGUGGAAUAAUGGCCUCAGUUUACUCAGUUCAUCAACAAGACGGGACACUGACCCUUGACCUCUCUCUGCAGAUCAAUAAGAAGCUUCAGGCAGUGUUGGAAGAUACUUUGCUCAAGAAUAUAACUCUCAAGGUGCGGAUGCUACUUUCUUAAUAUUCCAUGAUACAAUUAUGACAUUGCCUUCCAAACAUUAUACUUCUUUAGGUACCGGUAGUCAUUUUCGUUGAAAGCAAUCCUGUUUUAUUUUCAUUUUGUUUGUUUUUGUUUUUUGUUGUGUUUUUUUUUUGUUGUGUGAAAAAAUGAAAUUAAACAUUUGGAAAUGUUUGCGUUCUGCCCCACCAGAGGGAUCGAAAUCUUGAUUCCAAAGCAGCUUUAAUACAUUGUUUAUAAAUCAUCGUGUGGCCGCCCACUUAGCUUUUCUUCUUAAGUCUUAGCGGAAACAGACUAACAUAAUCAGAGAUGCAUUGAACAUUAUUUGAACUCAGUUCUUGAAUUUAAAAAAAAAAUGAUUGUCAUUAUAAAAAUAGCAAUAUUAAGACAAAAACAUCACUGAAGUAAAAGGAUAACAUUUCUGUGAUAAAAAUGAUAGCGGCUGGCAAACCGUCUUUCUUUAAGAUUUUUUUAAAAAAAUUUGAAACUUUAUUAUAACUAUAAAAGCUUUGAAGAAGAACUGCGCACUAAACAUCUCCUUUGGACUUUUGUGUUUUAAGUUGGAGGCAUUGUCAUAACAAUAAAUUAUUUUGUUCAGGUUGCCCCAAUUAAAGUAAGGUUGAAAUUUAGAGCUCUUCAGUUUAUCUUGACCCUACAACUUACAAAGUUUUAAAAUGCUGAUAAAUUUUAUAGAGAAAAUCUCGUGUAGAAGGAGUUUCAGUAUUGGAAUUUCAAACGUUUCAAUUAAUUGUAAAACUUUUUCAAAUUGUUUUGUGUAACAUGUGUAUUUUUGUGCAUAUGAAAUAACUAGUUCAUCAACAGUUAUAGUUGCCCUUGGACAGCCAUGAUUUUUACGAUGUUGUCCUAAGCUUAUGCUAGGUAAUCAUUUUGCUUAAGUAUUAUUUAUAGGAAGGAACAUCCUUGCAAGGAAAUUGCAAAAAUCAUGAAACAUUUUCAACAAUUUCAUUAUAUGCUCUUCAGGAAAACCUUGACACAUUAGGCGAAGAGAUUGCAAGACUCUCACAGGAGAACAGGAGAUUGCAACUUCAUUUACAAGAGAUUGAACGUCGCACACAGCUGGUAGCAGCUUGAGGACAGACAUUUAGACUUGAAGGUUCAUGGUUAGCAAAUGCUUUGCAUCAUUGGUGGUAAACAAAUCAAGACCAGCUCAUCUCAUGAAAUUUAAAAUUUCUUAUGAAUGAUGAAAAAAUGGCUCUCGAGAAUCCUUAUUAAUGGUAUCUUGACUGGCAAAAACGGACUUCAUCACCGGCAAAGAUUUACCGCUUCACUGGCAAAGAUUGUGAGGUGAUGUAAAAACAUGGAAUUCCAUGCCAAUCAACUGCCUCUUGUGAUAUGAAUAUUUGUGUACAUGUUCAUUCAAAACUUAAAUAAUGCAGUCUCAUUUAAUAACAAAAAUUAAAUUGAAAGUGAUUUGAUCAAUAAAAUACAUACCUAAAUAAUUAGAAGAGUCUUUCAUCAGGUUUUUUAUUUCAAUUACUUGAUUGACUUUUUAUCAAAAAUCUCUUUUGUCAAAGUAGUAAUUGUUUAUUUUUGUAUGUGCAGUUUUCUUUCUUUCCACUAUGAAAUUAAAUUAUUUUUGACAUGCAAUUUAUAUAGUAACUAUGAAUGGAGUGGAUAUAAAACAAAGACAUACAGGAGUUAUGCAAAUUGAAGCUGGGAUCGGG
Lymnaea stagnalis (great pond snail) is the source of this 1859-nucleotide messenger RNA. The record is from the annotation of a GenBank genome assembly. NCBI's taxonomy places the organism in Eukaryota, Metazoa, Mollusca, Gastropoda, Lymnaeidae.